Molecule: messenger RNA, 1072 nt
Organism: Phragmites australis (common reed)
Lineage: Eukaryota; Viridiplantae; Streptophyta; Magnoliopsida; Poales; Poaceae
Product: PRA1 family protein B2-like
Exons: 1
Coding region: 116-748 (210 amino acids)
Biological process (GO): vesicle-mediated transport
Cellular component (GO): Golgi apparatus; endoplasmic reticulum
Source: RefSeq, a predicted model, not a curated record
AACGCGGAAGCGGGACGGCAACCAACCAUUUGCGAGAGCCAGCACCGCAACAGCGACAAGCCAUCCCCAAUUCCCCAUCUCCCGUAGCACAGCCUCCCCUUCGGAAAUCAUCGCCAUGGCCUCAGCACCGACGCCGCCGCCCCUCCUCCCGGUGACAAACUCCGCGGCUGCCGCCUCGGACGCGCCGAUCGCCACGCCGGCCUUCCGGCUCCUCCUGAGCCGGCUCUCGGAGUCGGCGCGGCGCUCGCUGUCCGACAGGCGGCCGUGGGGGGAGCUGCUGGACCGCUCGGCGUUCUCGAAGCCGGACUCCCUCUCCGACGCCACCUCCCGCCUGCGCCGCAACCUCGCCUACUUCCGCGUCAACUACGCCGCCCUGGUGGCCUUCGCGCUCGGGGCGUCGCUCCUGGCGCACCCCUUCUCGCUCCUCAUCCUUCUGGGCCUCCUCGCCGCCUGGUGCUUCCUCUACCUCUUCCGCGCCACGGAUCAGCCCGUCGUCCUCUUCGGCCGCACCUUCUCCGACCGCGAGACGUUGAUGGGCCUCGUCGGCGCGUCAUUCGUCCUGCUCUUCUUCACGUCCGUCGCGUCGCUCAUCAUCUCCGGCCUUCUCGUGGGCGGGGCCGUCGUCGCGGCGCACGGCGCGUUCCGCGUGCCCGAGGACCUCUUCCUCGACGAGCCCAACGCGGCCCCCGGCAACAGCGCGACCCAGGGGCUGCUAUCCUUCCUCGGGGCACCCGGAUCUGGGGUCUGAGGCAGCGGACGGCAAGAUCUGGUAGAGUUCUUGGGCUCGAGAAGUUCCUCGUAAGCUGGAAAUUGUUUGGAUCUAGUCUUGUAGCUGUAGCUUAUUCUUCCCCGGUUCCUCCUUGUGUACUUGCAGAUCUACUGGCCUAGUGUUGGUUUUCGAUUGAUACGUCGACUCUAGCACAGCAGAAUUAUCUCUUAAAUUCACGCUAUCCUGAGGUGUAGUGUUAAGUACUCCAAUGAAUAUGAAUUCAUGAUGUCGUAUCAAUAUAAAUGGUGUGUUCCUAGGAGCAAUGAGACAGUAAUACAAUUUGCUUGUUCUAUAAUUUCUUUA